AUGAACAGUUAUCAUUUACAUUUUAUCAUAAAUUCGUGGAAAUCAGGCACUCUCUUUCUCUAUAUCUUACAUUAUCAUCAACCCUCAUUAGUACCCGAUUUACAACGGUGCGAACACAUAGAAGAUUUAAUUUUGGAAUGUAUAAUUGAUCCGCAGCCAUAUCAUCAUUAUCUUUCUUCAAUUCUCUUCCUUCAUUCUAAAGAAGAGAAUGAGGAUGAUGAUGAUGAUGAAUAUGUUGUCUUCCAAUAUUUAUUAGAGCUUAUUUCUUAUUUAAAAACACCCACGACUGAACAAAUCCUACAACGACAAAGGGAUAUCGAUCAUUUCAAGAAUAUCCCAUUAAACUCCUCUGCAAGUACUAUCUCUUCUUCUUCUUCUGCUCCUCAUGAUACACCCUCUCUUUAUCAUAGUUCACUUGAAGAAGAAGAAACGUAUAGUACAACAACUACAGUUACAUCCACUUAUCUCUCUCAUAAAAAGAUAACAACAACAGCAUCCUCUUCUAUAAAAUAUUAUUGUUAUGGUGCAUCACGUGAAACUAUCCUUACCGAAAAAUUGAACCGAUUGCACCAUCAUCUUGUUCUCAUGACACCUACAGAAGUGGUAAAUGAGGAAGAUUACAAAGAAUUUGAACAACAAUUAGCUAUGAUUCAAGAGGACUUUGAUGCCCUUCAAGAUGAACUAGAUGAUUUUGAAAAGUCAGAGGACACGAGUUGGCGGCCACCGCAAUACGAAGCAUUUCAAGUUGAUCUCUGUAAGCGCUUCCGAUUACUUGAAAAGUUUGCUCAAGAUGUUAAAUUUACAAAGCUGUGUCGACUUGUACAACAAGAGCUUGAUUGGGUGACGCAAAAGAUGAUACAGUCCGUUAGAACCUACGAUGAUAUUAUCGAGUUAGAUGAACAUAUGAUGCUAUCCCUGACCUUCAUGGACCGUCUCGUGUACGUAACAGGGACCCUUACUCAUUUGAUCAAAUUAGAGGUGCUGCAACAGGACCAUCAACGCGUUAUGGGUUGGGUGGAUGAAGUCAAGGUGUGGUUUAAAGAGGCUGAACGUAUCAGGGGAUGGAUCCAAGGGCAUGUCAAGAUCUUUAAGGAGCUUGAACCGAUUGAACCCUUUGUGGAGACCCUAGAGAUGACGCCAACUGCAUUAAAACAAUUAGUAGAGGAGCAUCAAAGAUUAGAAACAACGAUUGACUUGUUCCAUAAGGAAGACAUGGCUCGAUUACGUACCCACGUCAAGACAUUAACCCAUGGUGACUUUAGUCCAGCGGAUACCACCACGAUCGAAAUCACCUUAUCCACUCUGACAACGCUGGAUGAAUUGACACGAUUAGUAAGACUACGAAGGGAACGAUUAGAGUUGCUUGAAGAACGCAUUAAAUGGGAGACUGCCUUAGAGGAUGCAGUUGCAUGGUUAAAGAAAACUGAAGGCGACCUUGAGGAUCUCUUUAAAAUGGCACAAUGGCAGCAGCAGCAGCAGAUAGAGACCGUAGAUACGAAUGAUGCAAUCAUUAUUCAUACGUUAUUAACGUUGGAGCAUAGCAUGUCAGAAUUUGAUUUGACACUGUUUACAAAGACAGUAACUAGUUUCCAGGACCUGGACACUCUAUCGCGUGUGGACUUGCCUGAUGGUAUAGAAAGGAGACAAGUUGAGUGUGAGCAGCGAUUUGAAGAUCUCAUGAAACGGAUGGCUCUUGCUAGGGCCAUUGUUGAACAGCGUUUGAAAUUGACAGAGUUUGUGAAUCAAAUAAAGAAUGUCUUUGAGGAAGGCAAAGAGUUAUCUGACCAAUUAAUGACGAAUAAUAAAGAAGUAACAUUAAGUGAAGAGAAGGAGAUGACAAGUCGUGUGAAAGAGUUGCAGAAUGAUAUCCUUCAGCUGAUCUCGAAUCAGAUCCCUUGCCCGGAACCCAAUGAUAGGAUUGAUAACUACCUAUCUGAACAGCGUCAGAGAUUAACUGCCCUGAAUGAUGACUUAACAUCUCAAUUAGAUCUAUUCUGUCAUCUUACUCAACAAUAUCGACAGAUGAAUGACUAUCUAGAGGAAGGUAAUCAACUCUGUACAUGGGCCGAUCAACAAUCAUAUCAACUUGAUCAGUUAUCUUUGCAGAUCCCUCACGAAGAUAUACAUCGUCUUGAAUGCGACCAUGAACAACACAUUCAAAGGUUGCUACAUAAAAAGAAUAAAGUCAUUGAGCUCUUAACAGACAUGCGACGAUUGAACGAUACGAGACUGACUGAUAUGUCCCUCAAAUUGGAGAAUUCCUUUGAUUGUCUUGAGCUGGCAUUAAAAAGGACAUCUCAAGAGCUGAAUAAUCGUCGUAAAGAAUUAGAGGAUUCAAAGGAGAAGACGAAGCGAUUUAGGUUGUUGCGUCAAUUUGUGGUUGAGACAAGACAUCGAAUUCCAGACCUUAAACAACGAUGUGGCUUUAUAACUGGUCAAGUAGAAUCGCAGGAUAAAGAACGUUUAGAUAUUCUAAGAGCCGAGAGCGAAGGGAUGGUAUCAGAUUAUCAAAGACGCCAAGAAGAAUUUGAUCAAUUAGAAGAGACGGAUGACAUUCAAUGGAUGCAGUUAGGACAAGACCUGAAUAGUCUUAAUGUCUUUUGCGGUAUGGUUCAGCAAUGGUAUGAUCGACAAAGACGACUCAGCAUGAUUGACACGGAGCUAUCUGAUGUAGAGCAUCUAGUAGUCGACAUGGCCUCCGAUAAUGAACAGUCCCAAGAGAAAAUAGAUACGAUUGAGAUUUCAUUAGCCAGCAUUCAUCAUUUACUUGAAGAGACAGAUUUAAAGACGAAUAAUAAAGAGGAUCCUUUAGAGAUAGCCAACUAUUCGUGUGCGCGGGAUCGAUAUAAUUCUUUGGUUGAAAGAGUCUCAAAGAUGGACGAAUUGGUGAUGAAACUUAAGAAGGAUGUCGCUGAGACAACAGCGCAUGCAGAGAUUGAAAGACACGCAAAAAGUAUUCUUCAGUUAGCCAAUGAUUUAAAAAAUGAAAUAAAGGAUCGUAUGUUCACGUUAGAGAAUGGUAAAUUUGUAUCUGAAUCAGCUGAAACGAUUGAUCAUCUUUACAAAUGUACAGUCGCCUCUAAUUUGGAAUCCGAGCGAGCUUAUCAAGACUUGGUUAAAGAACUUGACCCAUCAUUGAAACAUCUUGAUUUAUUUGCUGAUAUUGAAACAGCUGUAAAGGAUGUACAGAUAUGGAUUGAUAAAGAAAAGCACCAAUCCUAUUUGGUUCGAAAGAUUUAUAUUCAUGCUAAAGCAGCCAAGGAUAUAAAGACAUGGGUCAAUCAUUGUUCAAAUGCCAUUUCCAACUUACCUACAGACGUUUGCAUGCAUGAUGAACAAGAAUUACGAGAUGAGCUAGAGGCCCUAGAUCGAAAGAUGAAUGAAAUGCGACCCACGAUACACGCCUUUGAAGCCAUGAAAUCACGUAUCCUUAUGAUGAACUAUCAUGAUAUCAGUUUAGGGCAGCAAAAUGAAACAAUCAAGGAAUCAGUAUAUAAACGUGAAACUGACAUCUUGGAAGCUUGGUCUAAACUUGAUGAACAGCUUAUGGAUGUUCGUAGAUUGAUCAAUCACUCUAAACGAGACGUGGAAAUUGCACGGAAAAUCAAGUCAAUUUUGACAAGUAUUGGAGAUCUUAAAGAUCGUCUUCAGACGAUCACAGUUUGCAAAGGGGAUACUAUAUUAGAUUGCCCGCUUGCAUCCAUACCUACAGAUCAUCAUUUAGCAACUAUCAAAUGUGAACUUAUGACGGUACAAGGUGAUGUAACUAACCGUCUUGAACCCUCUAUUGAAGAGCUAGAUCAGAUGCUUGUUAGUAAAAAUUCAGUUAUCUCUCAACGUGCAGAGAUAACGGCUGCUGUAAAAAGUUUACAUGAUCUACUAAAGACAAAGCAGAAUGAAGUUUCAGGAGCAGAAAAGAUGCAAGAGUUUUUAACGGUAACAGAGGAACUAGAAGUAUUAUUACUAGCAUUAGCAGAAGUCGUCUCACGUACAUCACCUCAACCUCAUAGUAGUCGAGCAGACUUACAAGCGAUGUUGAUUGAUCUGGAUACCCGAUAUCGUUACUAUGAACCAAAAAUUAAUGAUCUUAUGGAGGAGCUCAAGGAAGUCUCGAGACCCCUUCUCGACGAUACUCGUGUCACCCACUGUCUCUGUCAAUUUUAUAAACGAUGGGCAAAAUUACAAAUAGAUACAGAAUCUAAAAAGACAGAACUCAUGAAUCUGAUUGAUCCUCUUGGUCAAACUGCAUUUGACGUGUCUUUACUAGAAAGAGGUCGACGAGCGAUUGAUUUAGCAAAACGGGUGACCAUGCAACGAUCACCCACUCCAAACAUGAUGCAGUCGACGCCUCGUUAUAUGGCAGGUCGACAAACACCUUUAACAUUUGCAACCGCGGCACGCGCAACGAUAAAACGUACAGUAGGCGGUACGGUUUCUCCAACUGCAAGAAAAGUGGUAUCACGACAGGUAGCAGUACAACAACAACAACAACAACAACAACGCCGUCGAUCACCCACCAAGCCCCAUGAAGCCUAUAUUGCUGAUCCAAAGAACGAUUUAGAUGUAGCUGUGGGUGAUAUUUUGAAUGAUUCCCCUUAUAAAAUUCAAGUAAAAAUGGUCCCAGGAGAAGUGGGUAAAUAUUGGUUUGGAGAUGUGAAUCCAAAGUUGGCCUAUUGUCGUAUUUUAAGAAGUCGUAUGGUCAUGGUUCGUGUUGGUGGUGGAUGGGUAGAGCUAUCAGAAUUUCUACGCGACCAUGCACUCCUUGAAGGAAAUUUUGUAAAAGGAACAACAGCAACAACAAAAGUAACGCAGGAUAGUAGCUAUUUAGCUACUAUAGGUGUAACAAGUAAAAAUAGCUAUCGUAAUCAUGAACAAGACCCUAUUUUACGAGAAUCUAAAUCAACACCUCAUCAUCCUCCUGGUACUUAUGGAAUCAAGAAAGGAAAUAAAUUUUUAGUAACUGUCGAUAGGAAUGGAAAUCAAGUUGAAGUCAAGAUGACCAAAGCAAAAAGCAAAAAUAACAAAUUUAUUACACCUCGUCAUAUUAAUAUUUAA
Messenger RNA from Cokeromyces recurvatus, 5055 nucleotides. RefSeq lists its product as uncharacterized. The record is from RefSeq and is a predicted model, not a curated record. The transcript has 2 exons. Gene Ontology annotation, molecular function: microtubule binding. NCBI's taxonomy places the organism in Eukaryota, Fungi, Mucoromycota, Mucoromycetes, Mucorales, Mucoraceae. The coding region runs from base 1 to 5055 and encodes 1684 amino acids.